This is a messenger RNA of Dissoconium aciculare CBS 342.82, 1950 nucleotides long. Its product is annotated as L domain-like protein. The transcript has 2 exons. Bases 1 to 1950 code for a protein of 649 amino acids. The record is from RefSeq and is a predicted model, not a curated record. Gene Ontology annotation, biological process: cytoskeleton organization. NCBI's taxonomy places the organism in Eukaryota, Fungi, Ascomycota, Dothideomycetes, Mycosphaerellales, Dissoconiaceae.
AUGGUUUCAAGUGAGCAGACAUACCGCGUCGGCCAGCGUCGAAGCUUGAGAGGUCAAGCAUGCACAAUUCGCUACAUAGGCCCAGUUGCAGCGAAGUCUGGUGAAUGGCUCGGUGUUGAAUGGGAUGAUCCUUUGCGCGGCAGACACGAUGGAACACAUGCAGGUGUAAAAUACUUCACAUGCAAGAGAAAGGCAUCCUCGAUCGCGGCCUCGUUCCUCAAACCUGAUCAAGCAUGGGAUCCUCCCCGGACCUUCCUGCAAGCUUUGCGUGAAAAGUAUAUGCCUGAAGAUGCGGGCACUGGACAGAAAGCCGUCUACUUCUCAAGCAAGCAAGCCGAGGAGAUUGGGUUCGAAAAGUUUGCCGACCGGCAGGCUCGACUUCACGGCAUAUACGUCUUGGUGCUCGAUCGAAUGCAAAUCCGACACAAUUCUGCUGAUGGGGUAGAUCUCGCUUCACAGGAAACCGACAUCGUGGCCAGCUGCUCGCACAUUACAGAAUUAGACCUCAGCGGUAACCUCUUCGAAUCUGUGGACGAGGUGUUCCGACUGUGUGCUCUGUUUCCUAAGCUCACACGCCUAGUGAUAGACAGUAAUCGCUUUUCGACACUGGACUACUCGCCGGACCAUGCGCCUUUCAGCCGCGUCCGCACCCUCAGCUUAUCAGAUACGCUCCUGAGCUGGCCAGAGGCCGCAGUUUUGGCGCAGAAAUUUCCUUCAUUGACCGACAUGACCGCCUCCAGCAACGAGUUGGCAUCCUUGAGUCCUCAGAUCUUUCCUCCAGCUCUGAAGUCUCUGGACAUCGCGACCAACGGUUUCACCAGCCUUGAUCGUCUCGUGGGUUUAUCCACGUUGCACAACUUGCAUUCCAUUGUUAUCAAGCACAAUCCGAUCUCGCUGGCCAUCUCGGCAGAAGAUGUGACUGUCGAGUUUCCCUCCAUCGUUGAAGUCGACAUGGCGCAUAGCGCGGUAGCUUCUUGGUCUUUCUUUAAUCAAUUGCCGAACGUCUUUCCUGGUAUGCGACAUUUACGAAUAGCCGGUGCACCGCUCUUCCAGUCAUUGCGAUCAGCAGAUGACAAACCUCUUAAGGCAGAAGACGGCUACAUGCUCACUGUUGCGCGGCUACCACAGCUCAAGACCCUGAACUUCAGCCCCAUCACCGACAAAGAGAGAUUGAACUCCGAAAUUUAUUAUCAUAGUCAAAUCGCGUUGGAGUUGGAACUUGCCCAUGCAUCCGGUGUCUCUCCCGCCCGAGAUGCAGCAGCAUCCAAGACGGCCAUUCUCGCACGGCAUCCUCGAUGGCUUGCACUCUGCGAGGAGUAUGGUGACCCUGUUGCGCCUGCACGGCCUGAUGACGCCACUGGGACUACUGGUACUCAUAAUUACAACAGGAAUCCAAAUUCUCUUGGUGCUCGGUUGGUUCACCUUACCUUCAUGCUCAACACUGAAUCUGCGCCACGCACGAUCAGCUCAGCGACGGAUUCAGUGGGAACUUCUCCAACAGACUAUCUGUGGAUACAGGAGCUUCCUCGUGUCUACGACAUUUAUUCUCUUCUGGGUAAUGUCGUCGCUCAUGUAAGCAAAGAAGUCUAUCCAUCCGGGAAGAUCAACCCGUUAUGCAUUCGUCUCUUCUGGCUAUCUGGCGAAUUCCGACCAAACUUACAUGGCGAGAGAAAAUCCGAUGACAGCACGAAGUUGGCCAAAGAGGCAAGUUGCACCGUCGACAGCACGCACGAAGGUGCGUUGGAACCUGGUGUGGUCGAUUGGUGGGACAGCAGCGAGGAGGACGACUCAGAUAUGAUUGCAGACGAUCCUGCAGACUCGAUGCUCCCGGAAGAGGUUGAGGUUGAGUUACUACCUGGCACCCGCUCGAUCGGAUCAUACAUCGAAGGUCGCAGAGCACGGAUCCGAGUAUUAAUUCCACCAGCGGCGAUCGUGAAGGGUCACGGGUAG